ACUCAACUUCCCUCAAUUGCUCUCUGAAUCUCACUCUCUUCUUAACCAACUCAACUUGCUUGGCGAUCUGAUCGGUUCUGUCAGUAUUGCGUUUGAUUCAGAAUUGGGUCUUUGAAUUAAUUUUCUUUUUUCUUUGGGGUUUUGAUGAAUCCAUUCCUUCGUUAUUGGGGAAGGAGUGUGAGCUAUUGUUUCAAUGCUAGCAAGGAUAGUGAGGGUCCAUGGUAACAUAUGCAUAGAAUCCUCUAUUAUGUUAAUGAUAGGUUGUGGUUUUUUUUCUUUGUUGGUCUUGGAAUUUUGUGUUGGGGGAACCUAGAAUUUAGUGUUGGUUUUCAAUCUGUCUGUCAAAGGAAGUUCCGGGAUUUGGGGACAUGAGAAGAUCCUGUUUCAAGAAAUUGUCGAUCAUAUUUGGCCCUAGACCGCCAGUGAGCUGGUUAAUCCUGUGCCUUAUCAGUCUGCUCGCGCUGAUCGUUGUCUUAGGUUCAUCUUCUUCGAGUAUUAUUGAUCCGGCGCCUCACAUUCCGGUAUCUCUCAUCUACACAAACUAUAGGAGGAUAAAAGAGCAAGCAGCAGUUGAUUAUUUAGAGUUGAGUUCUGUUGUAUGGGGUGGACAGAGAGAACUUGACUUUUGUGGCAAGGAAAGAGAGAAUUUUGUGCCUUGCUAUAAUGUUUCAGCCAAUUUGUUAGCAGAGUUUAAAGAAGGUGAGGAGUUUGAUCGGCAUUGUGAACUGUCAGUUGCAACAGAGAGGUGUUUGAUUCGCCCUCCUAAGGAAUAUAAAAUUCCCUUGCGAUGGCCAACUGGCAGGGAUAUUAUAUGGAGUGGAAAUGUCAAGAUAACCAAAGACCAAUUUCUUUCGUCUGGAAGUAUGACCAAAAGGUUAAUGCUACUAGAAGAGAAUCAAAUUGCAUUUCAAUCGGAGGAUGGACUGAUGUAUGACAGUGUGAAAGAUUACUCUAGCCAACUUGCAGAGAUGAUAGGGUUGGGAAGUGACACUGAGCUUCCUCAAGCUGGUGUUCGUACUAUACUAGACAUUAAUUGUGGAUUUGGUAGUUUUGGAGCUCAUUUGGCAUCGCUGAAAACAAUGGCAGUUUGCAUUGCGGCAUAUGAGGCAACAGGCAGCCAGGUUCAGUUGGCCCUUGAGAGGGGCCUUCCUGCUAUGAUUGGCAACUUUAUUGCAAGACAGCUUCCAUACCCUUCAUUAUCAUAUGACAUGGUUCACUGUGCUCAGUGUGACAUCAAUUGGGAUGGAAAAGAUGGUAUGUUCCUUAUAGAAGUUGACCGUGUUCUUAAACCUGGAGGAUACUUUGUUUUAGCCUCGCCCACAAGCAGGCUACAGAGAAGUUCAUCACAAGCUAAAGAGAGAAACAUGUUGAUGCCAAUGGAAGAGCUGACCCAGCAACUUUGUUGGACUCUUCUAGCUCAGCAAGAUGAGACAUUCAUCUGGCAGAAGACUGCUGAUGUCGAUUGCUAUGCAUCUCGCAAGAAGUAUGCUAUACCACUAUGUAAAGAACGUGAUGAUGCUCAGUCAUAUCAUCAGCCUCUUGUACCAUGUAUAAGUGGGACCGCUAGCAAGCGCUGGAUUGCAAUACAGAACAGAUCCUCUGGAUCUGAACUGAGCUUGGCUGAGCUUAAAAUUAAUGGAAAAUCAGCUCUCAAGAAUUAUUGGUCUUUGCUUACACCGCUAAUUUUCUCUGACCAUCCAAAGAGACCGGGAGAUGAAGAUCCACUGCCUCCAUUUAACAUGAUACGCAAUGUGAUGGACAUGAGUGCCAAAUAUGGGGGUUUGAACACUGCCCUUCUGGAAGAGGAAAAAUCAGUUUGGGUCAUGAACGUUGUUCCUGCUAAGGCUUCUAAUUCACUUCCUCUUAUACUAGAUAGAGGUUUUGCUGGUGUUAUGCAUGAUUGGUGUGAACCUUUCCCCACUUACCCCCGGACUUAUGAUAUGCUUCACGCAAAUGGACUUCUCUCUCAUAUCACGUCAGAGAAGUGCAGCUUGAUAGACUUAUUCUUGGAGAUGGACAGAAUACUGCGUCCAGAGGGAUGGGUCAUUCUCUCUGAUAACAUGGGAGCUUUAGAGAUGGCUCGUACACUUGCAACACAAGUACGCUGGGAAGCAAGGUUAAUUGACCUUCAGAAUGGUAGUGACCAGAAGCUACUUGUUUGCCAGAAACCAUUUCUCAUAAAAUAAUUGAUUGGCAGCACUAUGUCUCACCAUGGCCAAUGAACACUAUUUUUUUAUCUGAGAAUGGAUUGUUUAGUUGGCAAAGGUUGUAUAUAUUGCUCAGAGCCCUGACAUUUUUCCAUCGUUUUGCGCAAUUGGGUCGAGGAAUCGUGGAAGCUGUAGAUUUUGAAGGUUCGCGUUGAAGUGAACUCCAAUUCAUUUUUUGUCAAAGGUGUUUGUAGUAAUUCAUUCAUUUAUUAUAUUGUUAGCAUUUUUUUUCCUUCAUGGUUUCUUUUAUUGAUCAUUGGAUUUGAAGGCUUUCUGUGUGACCAAUCACACUAAUUUUUGAGAAAGAAUGUGAAUGGCCACAAAUUCAAGAAUGAAUUUGGCAUUGUAACACAGUUCGAGCCUGUCAGUAUUCACCAUAUAGAAUAAAUCU
Messenger RNA from Gastrolobium bilobum, 2598 nucleotides. Its product is annotated as probable methyltransferase PMT5. The transcript has 10 exons. The record is from RefSeq and is a predicted model, not a curated record. Gene Ontology annotation, molecular function: methyltransferase activity. Gene Ontology annotation, cellular component: cytoplasm. Bases 369 to 2186 code for a protein of 605 amino acids. Lineage: Eukaryota; Viridiplantae; Streptophyta; Magnoliopsida; Fabales; Fabaceae.